GUACCACUUGCCCGCCCGCCGCCGCCGCACCACCACGUACAACAUUAAAAGAUCUUCGUUGACAAUAAUGAGGAGACCCGGCAUCAUAAAAUGAGUCUGUUCGUUGACUUGCGUCAAAUCAAGUCUUCCGUAACAAACCUCUCAGAAAUGGUGGACAAAAUAUCAUCUUCAGUUACCAAAGAGAAGAUACCGGAAGAAAACAUUCCAAAAAAAGAACACUCAGUGUUGUACGGCAGUAUGUACAAACCCACGACGCUCGGCUUUGGUGUCCGCUUCUCUAGUCAAGAGGAUGUUUUCCGGGACAUGCCUUCGUCCAGGCUGCGGAGUCAUGUGUCCCUUCCAAACUUAGGGAAAGCAGAUGGUCCAUUUGAAAGACCAUCUACAUCUAGAGAAGAUCGCCCGAAAAUCGAGGAAAUCGACGACGAAAAAAGCGACACUACUAACAAACCUACUCUACAAUUAUCAGCUGAAGAAUUCGGUGACUGGAUCGUCGCUUCUUUGAAUAAACGACCAAACUUUGAUGAUACUGGUGACACUCAUCCCAUGGAUUUCAUAGAAAGCAUAAAAUAUUACAUCUCUGAAUUAAAUAUGUCCCAGGACAAGCAGCUUCCGUUCAUAAUAUCGUGUCUUGAUGGAGUGCCGCUGAUGUGGGCCCGUUGCUUCAGACACGAAUUUAAAGAUGUUGAAGGAUUUUAUAGCGCUUUCGAGCAAGAAUUUUGGGGGCCAGAUAGACAAAAGUCUGUGCUUUACGAUAUGAAACUUGGAAAGUACGACGAAACCAAUGCACGAAUGAGCAUGUCUGAAUACUUUUUGCACAAGGUCUCUAACUACAGACACUUGAAUCCGCCGCCAUCGGAUUUAGAAAUCGUCUACUCGCUAGCAGCCCACUUCCCGUCUACAGUGGAGCUAGAGCUGCGGUUGGCACCAAAGCCCACGUUACGUGAUGCGUACCGUUUGUUGCGCCGUAGAGAUGGCGAGACGGGCGAAUUCCUCCCCAACUACCUAUUCGAAAUGUGCGAAGCUUUUCAACGCGGGCAACGUAUCGACUCCGGGCGGCGCUACGAAGGAUCACACUCAGCGGCGUCAGAUUAUAGACCAAAGACACCUAAAUAAUCUUC
Ostrinia nubilalis (European corn borer) is the source of this 1118-nucleotide messenger RNA. RefSeq lists its product as uncharacterized. The transcript has 2 exons. The record is from RefSeq and is a predicted model, not a curated record. Bases 91 to 1113 code for a protein of 340 amino acids. NCBI's taxonomy places the organism in Eukaryota, Metazoa, Arthropoda, Insecta, Lepidoptera, Crambidae.